Botrytis fragariae is the source of this 1602-nucleotide messenger RNA. Its product is annotated as putative s-adenosylmethionine decarboxylase proenzyme protein. The transcript is spliced from 2 exons. Lineage: Eukaryota; Fungi; Ascomycota; Leotiomycetes; Helotiales; Sclerotiniaceae. Gene Ontology annotation, biological process: spermine biosynthetic process; spermidine biosynthetic process. Bases 1 to 1602 code for a protein of 533 amino acids. The record is from RefSeq and is a predicted model, not a curated record. Gene Ontology annotation, cellular component: cytosol. Gene Ontology annotation, molecular function: adenosylmethionine decarboxylase activity.
AUGGUCAACCUCGAAAUCCCAUCCCAAUAUACAUUUUCACCUUCUGAAGCUACACCUCAGCUCACCAUCAAUCGCGAUGCUACUAUCGAUCUCGAUUCUAGCAACGCUUUCGAAGGCCCAGAAAAGCUUCUAGAAGUUUGGUUUGCUCCCUCUCCAAAGGACUUGCCUAUUGGUGCUAAAGAAGAUGGACUCAAGUCCGUCUCGGCCGAAACAUGGACAGGAAUGCUAGAUCUUGUAAAUUGCAAGGUCUUGUCAGUCGUUGAGUCUGAGCAUGUUGAUGCCUACCUUCUCUCUGAAUCUAGCAUGUUCGUUUUCCCUCACAAGCUUAUUCUCAAGACUUGCGGUACUACCACCUUAUUGCUUGGGCUUCGUCGAAUGUUGCGAAUUGCGGCCGUCCAUGCAGGUUUCCCGGCCCAAGAUUGUAAAUCUCUUGAGGAUGUCAAGACUGCUGCCAAACCUUACCGAGUCUUUUACAGCCGAAAGAACUUCUUGUUCCCUGAGAAACAGCAAGGUCCACAUCGUAGUUGGAAAGAUGAAGUCAAAUAUCUCGAUGACAUGUUCUUAGGUGGAAGCGCCUAUAUGGUUGGCAAGAUGAACGGAGAUCAUUGGUACCUAUACUUGACUAACCCUAAUACCGAUCUUACACCGCCUCGAACCCCGGAUGCAGAAAGAUCGGUCACGGAGACUAAGGUCCUGAACAUGCCCAACCAGGCUCUAUCCUUGGAUGGUGAUUGUUCCCAAGGCCCAGAUGAAACCCUAGAGAUUCUCAUGACUGACCUGGAGCCAAAUAAUGCCAAACAAUUCUAUCUUGAUCACGCAGUUGCGGCCGCGGAGACCAAGUAUGCCAGUCGGGCUAUCGAAGCACGAAAGGAUGCAGAAGACAGUCUUGGUGAAUUGAGUAGAACCGAUUUGAGCAUCAGUGGUACAACAGCCGGAAGCACCAAUACUGAUGAAACUUUUGACGUCUUUAGCAACACAUCUUCCGAUCACAACGGAGGUCUUGUCACACCGGAUGAUGAGGUAUCAUUCCCCGAAGAGCUUGGAACUGAGGGUCACGCUCUUGGUACGGUAGUUUCUGAAGCUUGCGGUCUAUCGGAUGUUUAUCCUACCUCGAAGUACCCUGAUGCACGCGUUGAUGCUUAUCUCUUCACUCCGUGUGGAUUUUCAGCCAAUGGAGUUAUUCCCGCUCCUGAUCAAGCAGGUGCUGCUACGCAUUACUUCACGGUCCAUGUUACGCCUGAACCUCAAUGCUCGUAUGCAUCAUUCGAGACCAACGUGCCUGGCUGCCAAACUGGUCGUGAGACGGCUGACAUUAUCGAGCACGUUGUUGAUAUUUUCAAGCCCGGUCGUUUCAGUGUUACUCUCUUUGAAUCGAAGAACAAUUCGGCCGAGGGAAGAGAAUUAACAUUGCUUGGCGAUUCUGCCUCCGCCAUGAAGAGUGCAGGCGCCGCUCGCCUGAGAAGUGCCAGAAUGGAAAACAUUCCCGGAUACCGUAGAGUUGAUAGGAUCGUACACGACUUUGACGGCUACGACCUCGUCUUCCGUUACUACGAGCAAGUUGGCUGGGAAGGUAAAGCUCCACGAUUGGGAGAGAUUGACUAA